AUGCCCAAACCACACAAAUCCUCUGGCCAGAGCCAGCUCAGAGCUCAUUCACGCAAUUCCUCGGCUGCAAAACUUGGAUUAAAUCUGCAGCUUACGCAGAACGACCUCCAGCCAAGAAAAGGAUACGCCCAAUACGCCCAUGAGCUCAACCACACCACGAAACCGGCGAUUCCACGAACGAAUAGUGCCAUUCGCGCUGUACCGAGCAAGGACCAUGUCCCACCUGCCCAGCCGAAACGCAAGGUCUCAGAGCAGACACAACAUAAGCUACACGUACCGAAUUAUCGACCGAAUGGGAAACCCAAGGCUGGGUUCAUGAUAGCAAGCCCUGCGGACGAGGACGACGAGGACGAUGAAGAUGCUUGGAUAUCCACUGAAAGUGGUGCCGUCACUCCCAGCGGCCACGAAUCGGAAUCGGACGAUUCUGACGCUGCCACUCAGGCGCGCACACCCAUCGAUAAGCCGAAAGUCGUCAAGCCCUUGAACAGUACUUACGAUAAGCCCAAACCACCGCUGACACUCCAUCUCGACGAUCCCCGACCUCUGGAUCGAGUAGAGCUUCUGACAAAUGGCUUCUCUGAUCUGACAGCCAUCGAAGACCCAAGGAGGGAUGCAGUUAAACCAGAUGGUCCGACUACUACAGCCCGUCCGUUGGGAGAAGCUAUACGUACAGCGCCUCCUGCCCAUGACCAAUUCCCAACGACAGCGGUCCAACAGGAAGUGACUCAGCUUCGACCACCGGAGCAACCCCCCUCUCCUUCCACGGCUCCUCCUUCGCCUAUUCCCUCUGCACCGUCCUCUCGUCCAGCAAGCAAACGCUGGUCAAGACCACCAUCCAUGCUCUCCACAAUCAGCAAAGCAGAUCACCAACCCCAUCCACUUCGCCCCCAUCCCCUCAUUCGUGGCAAUUCAUAUGGCCAGCCGAGCCACUCCAUUGCAAAGCCUACCCCGCUAGCCCCCCUCACCGUCAUCUCUGAACCCUCUGCAUCUAAUUCACAUUCGGCCGUAACCCUGACCGAAGAACGCUCAACCUCACCUACCAGUAUGAAGACAGAUACUGCUUCACCCGGCUCUCCGAGACAUUCAUAUCGCCGCACCUCCGUUUCUUCCGCUCGUUCUGUCGCUACGCUCCCCGCCACAUCCACCACCGCAACUCUUUCCCAACCCUGGACUCCAUUAAUGUAUUCGCGCUCGAAUGAUCGCCAGCGCACGUUGUCCACCCUGUCUACAUCAUCCUCGUCCGCAGCCAUAUCUUCCCUUGCCCAUCUUCCUUCCAUCACGAGACCCCCGACUCCCCAGAAAGUCUCGUUUUUCCCCCCACUCAACCCAUAUUCGGAUCCAGAGAAGAUACACCCGCACCUUCCCUCGCCGUAUGUGUUCGCACACGCAAGUGUCCUGGCAAAGAGAAAUCCCCUUAGGGAGUCCUAUGACCGUGUCAUGCUCGCGAAGCACGCCAAAUAA
This is a messenger RNA of Pleurotus ostreatus (oyster mushroom), 1461 nucleotides long. RefSeq lists its product as uncharacterized. The record is from RefSeq and is a predicted model, not a curated record. The coding region runs from base 1 to 1461 and encodes 486 amino acids. The transcript has 2 exons. NCBI's taxonomy places the organism in Eukaryota, Fungi, Basidiomycota, Agaricomycetes, Agaricales, Pleurotaceae.